CAAAGUAACAUACCAAAUGCUCUCUUGCUACUUUUGCUUAUUGAGGAUUGUAUCCUCAUGGUUAUGGAUUGCUUCUCCCUUUGCUCUCUUGAUGUUUUUUUCAACUUACAAACUUGUUGGAUUAGGGUUUUUCUCACUCUUCUUCUCAUCUAUGGCAAUUCUUUUGUCUACUCUUCUCUACAUAUGGAAAUACAAACUAGUGCAAGUUGAUGAAAAUUUUGCAACAACUACAAUGCUCAUGAAUGAAUCUAUGAUUGAAGCAAUGGAAAGAAAAGAAGAACAUCAAGCUAGUGAUAUUGGUGUUGUUGAUAUUUAUGACUCAUAUUCUGAGUUAGAUGGGUCAAUUUCUGAUGAGGAAAAUCUCAUAGAAAUUGCACUUCCAAGUGGACACUUUAUGGAUCAACAGAAACAAGAGUUCAAGUACAAUAAGUGCAGUUUACAGCAGCAGAAAAAUUUGAUGGAAUUGUUGGCAGAAUAUAAUGAAAUGUAUGAGGAAGAGAAUUUAAUAGAGAUUGACUUAUCCAUUGGUUCAAUCAAGUGCUCAAGGUUUGAAAAUGAAACAUAAUCAUCAUACAAGUAUAAUUGGUACCUUUUUCAAAAGUUUAAUGUUUGUUGUAUCAAGUUUUUUCAUCCACCUGCUUUAUAUAUUUGGUGGAUUUGGAAUGUAAAAAUG
Molecule: messenger RNA, 673 nt
Organism: Medicago truncatula (barrel medic)
Lineage: Eukaryota; Viridiplantae; Streptophyta; Magnoliopsida; Fabales; Fabaceae
Exons: 1
Coding region: 17-565 (182 amino acids)
Source: RefSeq, a predicted model, not a curated record